CUCAUAGAAUCUGGCGAGAAUACAGUGCCAGUAUCAGUCCGCAAAAUUUAAUAUAAACAAUGCUGUGAGUGUGAGUGAGAGAGAGGUGCAACAAGAUGGACAAAGUCGGUGUCGAGGUAAAUGGGAAUAUGUUCGUGGAGAGAGCUUGGACAAUUCGAAACAUGGGACGAGGGGGAACAUUCCAUUGGCCAAACGUUCAAGUGGCGGUUGCGUUGCGUUGCCUCCCCCUGCAUCUGUGCGCUCUUCUCCUUUCCUUUUUGGGGUCCUGGGCCGUGGGGCUGGACUGGAUUGCUCUGGUGGGGUUCUUGGAAAGUUCUACGAUAAACACAUUAAUGCCACCUGGAAUUUGUUCAUUCUCUCAUGACUUAGCAACAUCUAAAAUUAUUGUUGGAUCCCAAGAUUGGUUACCUAACCAAAUCUAAUUCUCUUUCGUGGUCAACUAAACAGAUCCGGAGUGGGAAAACGUCCAUUACAUACUCAGGGAACGAUCGGCCGAGAAUCACAUGUGUCAUCGAUUAGAUCAGUCUGCAGCUCCAUAA
This is a messenger RNA of Aaosphaeria arxii CBS 175.79, 539 nucleotides long. RefSeq lists its product as uncharacterized. The transcript has a single exon. The coding region runs from base 96 to 422 and encodes 108 amino acids. NCBI's taxonomy places the organism in Eukaryota, Fungi, Ascomycota, Dothideomycetes, Pleosporales. The record is from RefSeq and is a predicted model, not a curated record.